This is a messenger RNA of Penicillium soppii, 1683 nucleotides long. RefSeq names its product sugar porter family MFS transporter. Gene Ontology annotation, biological process: carbohydrate transport; transmembrane transport. The transcript is spliced from 3 exons. Gene Ontology annotation, cellular component: membrane. The coding region runs from base 1 to 1683 and encodes 560 amino acids. Lineage: Eukaryota; Fungi; Ascomycota; Eurotiomycetes; Eurotiales; Aspergillaceae. Gene Ontology annotation, molecular function: carbohydrate:proton symporter activity. The record is from RefSeq and is a predicted model, not a curated record.
AUGACUAUGACGGACCAAACACCCGACGUGGAAGCGCGUGUGCACAUCGCCAAGAAGUCCAUGUGGCAGUCUAUCUUCGAUAACCCUAAAGUUCUUCUAAUUGCCUUUUUUGCUUCAUUUGGUGGUUUUGAAUAUGGCUACCAACAAGGUGUCCUUGGCCAAUCCCUGGUCAUGACCCGAUUUACAGAGAACUUCCCAACAGUAGUCGCAUCUUCAACAGCCACCGGUUGGUUGACUUCAGUGCUUCAAUUGGGCGGUAUCGUUGGCUCUCUCGCAGCCGGUAUUCUCGGCGAAAUCUUCUCGCGCAAGUACACCAUGUUUUUCGCCUGCUGCUGGGUUAUCCUCGGCAGUUACCUGUACGUCGGCGCAACAGCUGGCAACCCAUCUCUUCUGUACGCUGGCCGAUUCUUCACUGGUCUAGGCGUUGGUCUAUUUAGCGGUGUUGGACCGCUGUACAAUGCUGAACUUGCCGCACCCGAGAUGCGCGGUCUGCUGGUUUCCUUCUACCAAUUCGCUACGAUUCUCGGUAUCAUGAUUUCUUUCUGGGUUGGUUACGGAAGCAACAACAUUGGUGGCACAGGCGAGACUCAGUCAGAUCUGGCGUGGCGUCUACCUUCUAUCAUCCAGGGUAUUCCAGCUGUUGCGCUUGCUUGUGGAAUCUGGUUUAUGCCUUUCUCGCCUAGAUGGCUUGUCAAGCAGGGCCGUGAUCAGGAGGCACAGGAAACUCUCGCUUGGAUGCGCAAACUCCCUGUUGAGCAUGAGCUUGUUCAGGUGGAGUACCUUGAGAUCAAGGCCGAGGCUGUCUUUGAAGAGCGUGCAUUUGCCAAGGCUUCCCCUAAGCUCGCAGAUCGCGAGAAGAAGAGUGUUUUCAUGAACCAGAUUGCGCAGUAUGCCAACUGCUUCCGGAGUAUGGAUAACUUCAAGCGUGUUUGCAUCGCUUGGUUGGUUAUGUUCUUCCAGCAGUGGAGUGGUAUUGAUGCCAUCAUCUACUAUGCCUCUAAUGUCUUUGUCAGUCUCGGUCUGACUGGCGGUACCAUUGCUCUUCUGGCAACCGGUGUCACCGGUGUCGUCUUCAUCAUCAGUACCGUACCCGGAAUGUUGGUCAUCGACAAAAUCGGCCGCAAACCCAUGCUGCUGGGCGGAUCCCUCGUUAUGUUCGCUAGCAUGGUGAUCGUCGGUGUGAUCGUGGCCAAGUUCCAACACGAUUGGCCUGGUCAUGUCGCGGCUGGCUGGACUGCCGUUGCCCUCAUCUGGCUCUACAUCGCCGGCUUCGGCGCCACCUGGGGCCCUGUCUCAUGGACCCUCGUCUCUGAAAUCUUCCCACUCUCCAUCCGCGCCAAGGGUGCCUCGAUCGGCGCAUUUAGCAACUGGAUCAACAAUUUUGCCAUUGCUUUCUUCGUUCCGCCUAUGCUCAAAGCCUGGGAAUGGGGAACUUACAUCUUCUUCGCGGGAUUCUUGGCUGUCGGUAUUGCCUGGGUCUGGUUCUUCCUUCCUGAAACCAAGGGCGCAUCCCUAGAAGAGAUGGAUCGUGUGUUUAAUAGCAAGGCUGGGGAGCAAGAUGCGGAACUCCUCCGCGAAGCACAGCGAGACGUUGGUCUGACCUCUUUCCUUGAGCGUAUGAGAUCGGCUACUGGUCGGGAUCUGGAGAAGUUGGAGGGCUCCCAGUAUAUCGAGAAGCUUUGA